Messenger RNA from Acipenser ruthenus (sterlet), 842 nucleotides. Its product is annotated as neuronal acetylcholine receptor subunit alpha-7-like. NCBI's taxonomy places the organism in Eukaryota, Metazoa, Chordata, Actinopteri, Acipenseriformes, Acipenseridae. The transcript has 6 exons. Gene Ontology annotation, biological process: nervous system process; chemical synaptic transmission; regulation of membrane potential. The record is from RefSeq and is a predicted model, not a curated record. Gene Ontology annotation, cellular component: neuron projection; synapse; postsynaptic membrane. The coding region runs from base 159 to 842 and encodes 227 amino acids. Gene Ontology annotation, molecular function: acetylcholine-gated monoatomic cation-selective channel activity; transmembrane signaling receptor activity.
UCCUCAGUGUCUGCAGAGCCUCUCCAAUCCAGCUUUGUUGUGCUAGUCCUGUGCCUCGCUGUACCCCUGGACUGCCCCUGGAGCACUCAAAACCAGCUGACUGGACCUCACCACACCCCGAAAACCAGCUGACUGGACCUCACCGCACCCCAAAAACCAUGGGACUCAGACUGUGCCUCAGUCUGGCUGUGAUAGCUGCUGUACUGUCAGUGUCAGUGCAGGGUCCUCACCAGCGCUCUCUCCUCAAGGAGCUCCUGAAGGAUUAUCAGCGUAUGGAGCGUCCCGUCAGCAAUGACUCCCAGCCCCUCCCUGUGUACUUCUCUCUCAGCCUCCUGCAGAUCAUGGAUGUGGACGAGAAGAACCAGGUCCUGACAACCAAUAUUUGGCUUCAGAUGAACUGGUAUGAUCACUACCUGCGCUGGAACCAGUCUGAAUAUCCAGGAGUGAAAAGCCUGCGAUUCACAACGGACCAGGUGUGGACACCUGACAUCCUCCUGUACAACAGUGCUGAUGAUGACUUUGACUCCACCUACAAGACGAAUGUCCUGGUGAACUCCAGUGGGUACUGCCAGUACCUGCCCCCAGGUAUCUUCAUGAGUACCUGUAACGUGGAUGUUCGCUGGUUCCCCUUCGAUAUCCAGCGCUGUAAGCUCAAGUUUGGCUCCUGGACCUACGACGGCUGGCUGCUGGACCUGCAGAUGGUCGACGCUGAUAUCUCGGGGUACAUGCCCAACGGGGAGUGGGACCUGGUGGGUGAGUACGGGGGGUGGGUGGGGGUCUGUGGCUGGGAGAGAGAGUUCUGCCAGGCUGAGGGAACUCAGCCUCACCCUGGGUCCAUUUAG